UGUUUCAAGGCUGGUCUGCCUGUUUUUGCCCUCUCAAACGUCUCUGGAGUGGGGUUGAAUGACCUGCUGGCUUUCCUGGCUCGUGUCUCCGCCGCCGAUUUGACGAAAACUGAUCUCGAGGGCCUUCUUCUGUCUCCCAGCGGGGUGCACCACGCGCCUCCCUGCCGGUCAGCUGCUGCCAGGAACGAAGAUGCAGAAGUGGACAGUACAGCGCCAGUCGCCGUGGAGUUCUCAGUCACCAAGGUCUACUGGCAUGUACCCGGGGUGAAGAGUCCGGUGCUGGCAGGCCUCCUAACUACCGGCGAGAUUCACGAGAACCAAAAACUCUGGCUGGGACCCAGCGAGGAGAGCGCAGAGCUGCGCUCCCCCAAUUCUCAAGACAUUCACAUUCCACUAAGCCCAAAGCGCAUUGCUUAA
Messenger RNA from Dibothriocephalus latus, 417 nucleotides. The record is from the annotation of a GenBank genome assembly. Lineage: Eukaryota; Metazoa; Platyhelminthes; Cestoda; Diphyllobothriidea; Diphyllobothriidae.